CAGUGCUUUAUAUCUGCGCUGGAUAGGAUACAGAAAGAAAAAAAGGGAAAAAAAGAAUGAGAAAUAAGAGAUAUUAACUACAAUCAAACACAGGGCCCCAAUGUUUGGAUCGGGCCUGAAAACACAUGUCGCGUUGCUCGAUUGAUUGGCCCGAGACAAUGGAUAUGGAGCCCCGGAGCCCCCCAUUCGCUUCAACCCCGCGCUAUUCAAAUGUGGUGGGUGCUGGAGACCUGGGGAAAAGGAGACAUGCGGGCCCGUCUUUCACCCCGGAUGAACCCGUUGGUGGGUUAAAACUUCUCCCUGUUUGAUGGAUGGACAAGAAAGAAAUCACAAAUUCGUAAAGAAUUUACGGCCCAAUAUCCCACACCUCAAACGGAGACAACCGGACAGGGGUCAAACUAAUUUCAAGAUAUCGGAAUGCUUGUUUCACCCCCACACGCGAAGCACAUGCCAAG
Molecule: messenger RNA, 455 nt
Organism: Aspergillus candidus
Lineage: Eukaryota; Fungi; Ascomycota; Eurotiomycetes; Eurotiales; Aspergillaceae
Exons: 1
Coding region: 126-308 (60 amino acids)
Source: RefSeq, a predicted model, not a curated record